Molecule: messenger RNA, 2562 nt
Organism: Anthonomus grandis grandis
Lineage: Eukaryota; Metazoa; Arthropoda; Insecta; Coleoptera; Curculionidae
Product: Krueppel-like factor 6
Exons: 6
Coding region: 512-1420 (302 amino acids)
Biological process (GO): regulation of transcription by RNA polymerase II
Molecular function (GO): RNA polymerase II cis-regulatory region sequence-specific DNA binding; DNA-binding transcription factor activity, RNA polymerase II-specific
Source: RefSeq, a predicted model, not a curated record
GGCAGUUUUGCCGAAAGCGGCGGUUGAGCGCGUUCUACGCAACACUGUUAUUGUCGACGGGUCACGAGACGUCUACCAAAACUGCACUUUUAACCCUUUAAAUCCCACGGUUUACCCAUAAAAUUGUGUUAGUUUUGCUUGGAUAUACAUUGGACCCUUGCGUACCCCCUCUGAUAUAGCUUACUUCUUGUAUUUUGACUGGAAAUAGCGGCGUUUUUCCAACAAAUCGCUCUGUGCGUGUGAAAACCGAAGCUAAAAGAUACUUGGAGCAGUUUAUUUAGCUUGUUUGUGCUCCCCCUAACCGGACUGUUUUUUUCCUUCGUGGAUUUUUCGAAAACUGUACUUUGAUAUUUUUAUGAAGAUAUGCCGGGUCAGUGCAUUGACCAUUGAUGAAUGAAUAGUGUUUUAGUUUAUUGUUUUUACUUAGGAUAUCAAUGAAGUUAUUUUAGGUUGUUGGUGCGUGGUUUAAGUUUUUUUGCCGCUGUUUUUAUUUUUGGAUUUCUUUACAAUCAUGGAUAUAUUACCCAGCGUAGAUAUCUUUAAGGAACUUCAAGAUAUUAAUGACACCGGCUUUUUUACCGCGAAGCCCAGUCUUGAUGAUCACUGGCAACAGACAUGCUACGAGAUGGAACGGUACCUAAAAGACGAACCAAAGAUUCAAUCGUUUAAGAAAAUUCCGGAAAAUGCACGGUGUAGUUGGUAUGAGGUGACCAGCUUGGAAGAUUUUGCUGACCAUAGGUUGGAUGGACUUAGCAGUGCUAGUUCUCCGAUGUCUUGGGAUGGGGCGCUUAGCUGUGCGGUAUUGGUGAAACAAGAGCCCAUAGAUGACGAAGACGAGGACGAUGACGACGAGUCAUACCACCAAAACACUGACACUUUACAGCUAAGGCUAGUAACAAGAAACCCCACCACCUUGACACCUCCUUCGAGUCCAGAAUCCGGUCCUGGACAUAGUAAUGGAAGCGCGGGUGAGCUGGACGUGUGCAAUUUAAGGUUAACGGGAGGUCAUGCUAGAAAUACGAUAGUUCGAGUAAGGGCCUCCGGUCUCACCCGAUUUAUAUCCAUGGUACCUCGGAGUACGAGUACGGCCAAUUCAAACUCUUCCCCUGCAUCGGCGAAAGCACGGCUUGAUCAUUCGCCAGAUUCAAAACGAAGAAUACACAAGUGCCAAUUCCUCGGAUGUAAAAAGGUCUAUACGAAAAGCUCCCACCUAAAAGCUCACCAAAGAACGCAUACAGGUGAAAAACCUUACAAAUGCUCCUGGGAGGGUUGCGAGUGGCGUUUUGCAAGAAGCGACGAACUCACGCGACAUUAUCGCAAACACACUGGAGCGAAACCGUUUAAGUGUCGCCACUGUGAACGAUGCUUUAGCCGAUCAGAUCAUUUGGCGCUACAUAUGAAACGUCACGCUUCAGGAUGACCGACUUAAGAAUAAUUAAAAAAAAAAAACACCAACCCAGGGCGGUCUUUUAAUUGUUAAAGUAAAUAAAUAUUUCGUUUUUGUAUACAUAAUAUUAAAAAAAAAAGUGCCAAGCUUAGCGGGCGCUAAUUUUAUAACUUAUUUUCGGUUUAAGCGAUUAAAAGGCUGCCAGAUUAAUUCAAACAUUCAAAAUGGUGAGAAAUGGGUAAAGGGCGGUCGAAGAACCGCCUUCACUGCCAGUUACCGCAAAUAGAGUGUACAUAUACAAAAAAAAAGUAAGUUAAGAGAUAUUUGUAACAUUGUACGGGUCAGGUUGGACAAAGACGAACUUUAUUUAUGAAUGAAGUUUUCAACCUAGCACGCACUAUUUUUCUGUCUUCUAGUAAACGAUAGGGAAAAUAUUAGGAUAAACCGUAGUCGAGCUAAAGAAUGGUUUCUCUAAGUAUCUGGACUGUUAAAAGUUGAAUCAAAUUCGGUCAGUAGUAAUCAAUAGUUCAAAAUAUUUAUUAAAAAAAAUUGUUGACACCUAGAUCCCUAGAGAAGGUAUUGUUAACUUAGUCUAGCUCUAAAUGAUGUUCAAACCUGUGAUUCAUAACGUGAUUUAGCAAAAAAAUUGCUGAAUUUAUUAAAUUAGCAACUUUUUUGCUAUAUCAAAACCAGGCCUUCCGGGACGUGUAAAUAUAGUCCGGACCUGGCCAAACACGCAAAAAAAAACAAAUACACUUACAGGGCGUUUUGUUAAGAAAUUUUACGUGUUUUUAGUUGUUAAGUAAUUAUUCAUAUGUCGUAACUGUGUCGUAAAAUGAACUGGGCGGUUGUCGGCUUUAAACGAAAAGGCUGCGGAAGGGAAAUAUUGUGUGCGAAUAUAAAAAUGUGUAAUGUGUUGUUGCAAUAUAGGUUAGGGAUUAAAAACAGUUUUGGGUCUCUGGUCCCGUCGCAUAAAUAGAUUUAUGACUUGGUUAUUAAAGUAUGCGGAAAUAAAAAAUGAUUAGCAAAUAGUAUGGUCUUAUCUUAAUUUCUUAAAACUUUAUCAAUUAUAUAUGGCCAUUUAUGAUUUGGCCUUUUUUUCGUUUUGAUUUAAGAAAGAAAUCCUCUGAUUUAUCCUUUUUUAGUAGAAAAUAUGAUAUAUCUAUAUUUUUUUU